This is a messenger RNA of Trichoplax adhaerens, 402 nucleotides long. RefSeq lists its product as uncharacterized. NCBI's taxonomy places the organism in Eukaryota, Metazoa, Placozoa, Uniplacotomia, Trichoplacea, Trichoplacidae. The record is from RefSeq and is a predicted model, not a curated record. The transcript is spliced from 4 exons. Gene Ontology annotation, biological process: protein folding; chaperone-mediated protein complex assembly. Gene Ontology annotation, molecular function: protein-folding chaperone binding. Gene Ontology annotation, cellular component: cytoplasm; prefoldin complex. The coding region runs from base 1 to 402 and encodes 133 amino acids.
AUGGCGAAGCAAACUGGUCGCGAGCAGGAACAGCUACAACAGAAAUUACAAGCUGAAGUAGAGAAGUAUAAGGAGCUACAAAAUGACGUUCAAAAAUCGGUCUCCUCGAGAAACCAACUCGAUGCUCAAUUGAAUGAAAAUCAAAUCGUUAAAAAUGAAUUAGAUAGGCUGGAUAGCAGCAAUAAUGUUUACAAGUUGAUUGGGCCUGUAUUGGUCAAGCAAGAUCUAUUAGAAGCAAAGCAAAACGUUCAGAAGCGGAUUGAAUAUAUAGAAAAUGAGAUCUCUAGGCAAGAAAAGACUACCAAGGAUUUGAAGAAAAAGCAAGAUAGUAUUCGAGAGGAUGUUACUAAUCUACAACAGCAAUUUCAAAAGGCUCAGUUAAGAGCAGCUGGAGUCAGAUAA